Mus caroli (Ryukyu mouse) is the source of this 1824-nucleotide messenger RNA. Its product is annotated as granulocyte-macrophage colony-stimulating factor receptor subunit alpha. The record is from RefSeq and is a predicted model, not a curated record. Gene Ontology annotation, biological process: cytokine-mediated signaling pathway. Gene Ontology annotation, molecular function: protein binding; cytokine receptor activity. Gene Ontology annotation, cellular component: external side of plasma membrane; membrane. Lineage: Eukaryota; Metazoa; Chordata; Mammalia; Rodentia; Muridae.
GAGGAAGCGGGAGACAGACGGACAGACGGACACAGACGCUGCGCCCAGGCCUCACCAUCCAUCGCAAGCAGCCACCGUCUCAGAUGACAUCAUCACGCGCCAUGAACAUCCCCCCCCUGGCUCAGCUCGCCCUGCUCUUCUUCACGCUACUGCUUCCGGGGACUCAGGCCCUUCUGGCUCCGACCACGCCGGACGCCGGCUCCGCCCUCAACCUGACCUUCGACCCCUGGACUCGGACGCUGACCUGGGCCUGCGAGGCCGCCGCGGGGAACGUCACGGUGACGUCAUGCACCGUGAUCUCGUGGGAGGCGGGAAUACAGUGGCAAUUACUGCCCUUCGGUUGCCGCUGCUGGUUCAGGAGGAUGAUGGCACUGCACCACGGUGUCACGCUGGAUGUCAAUGGCACGGUUGGGGGCGCGGCCGCGCACUGGAGGCUGAGCUUCGUCAACGAAGGCGCGGCAGGCUCGGGGGCGGAGAACCUGACCUGCGAGAUCCGAGCCGCGCGCUUCCUGUCCUGCACGUGGCGGGAGGGGCCAGCGGCGCCCGCGGACGUCCGGUACUCGCUGCGCGUCCUCAACUCCACGGGUCACGACGUGGCGCGAUGCUCGGCCCACCCCGACCCCGGGGAUGACGCCAUCACACAGUGCAUUGCGGACGACUUGUCACUGCUGGGGAGUGAGGCCUACUUGGUCGUGACCGGUUGGAGCGGUGCGGGGCCAGUGCGGUUCCUGGACGACGUGGUGGCCACGAAGGCGCUUGAGCGACUCGGUCCCCCGCGUGACGUCACCGCGUCCUGUAACUCCUCCCACUGCACCGUCUCGUGGGCGCCGCCCUCGACCUGGGCAUCCUUGACGGCCAGGGACUUCCAGUUUGAGGUCCAGUGGCAGAGCGCAGAGCCAGGAAGCACACCCCGGAAGGUGCUCGUCGUGGAGGAGACCCGCCUCGCCUUCCCCAGCCCCGCCCCCCACGGAGGUCACAAGGUCAAGGUGCGCGCGGGCGACACGCGGAUGAAGCACUGGGGCGAAUGGAGUCCCACCCAUCCUCUCGAGGCUGAGGACACGCGAGUGUCCGGUGCGGUCCUGUACGCAGUGACGGCCUGCGCGGUCCUACUUUGCGCGCUGGCGCUCGGGGUGACAUGCAGAAGGUUCGAGGUGACGCGCCGACUCUUCCCGCCCAUCCCAGGGAUCAGGGACAAGGUGUCCGACGACAUGCGAGUGAACCCUGAGACCCUCAGGAAGGACCUCCUGCAGCCCUAGAUGUCCCGCUCCCAACGUGACUGACAGGAAGGACUUAAACUUCAUGACAUCAACUGACGCAAUGCUGAUAGACGUCAUCGUGACCGCUCCCCACCCCCACGUCUGGUGUGACUGGACCCCUGUUGCCCUGUCAAUCAAUCACCAAAGUGGGCGUGUCCGGUCUCAUCCUGUCAAUCACCCUGGAAGGGCAUGUUUAACGACAUUGAUGUCACAGUCACAUCACAGUCUCACCAAAUCCUCCCUUGCAGCCCCGCCCACCCCGACAGGAAGCACAGCUGACUGGGAAGCCUUCACUGUCAAUCAAGGCCGCCCAUCCCCUCACUUGCCAAAAAAUCAGUACUCCUGCCUCAGUUCCAGGGAUGGCAGGGACAGCGUGCAUAUCCCCACCUUAAUAGUUUGCUCAGUCCUUAACAAACCCUAACCCUUAAUAUUUUACCUCUACCUUAACAGCCAGCACACACAGACACACAAACUCUGUCAUAAAAUCCAACGUGCCUUCAUGAUCAAAGUUCGAUAGUCAAUAGUACUAGAAGAAUCAUAUGUCUGUAAAAUAAAAGCCAGAACCUUU